Messenger RNA from Hemibagrus wyckioides, 8474 nucleotides. RefSeq names its product MAM domain-containing glycosylphosphatidylinositol anchor protein 1. The transcript is spliced from 18 exons. Gene Ontology annotation, biological process: homophilic cell-cell adhesion. Gene Ontology annotation, cellular component: plasma membrane. The record is from RefSeq and is a predicted model, not a curated record. Gene Ontology annotation, molecular function: protein binding. The coding region runs from base 718 to 3591 and encodes 957 amino acids. Lineage: Eukaryota; Metazoa; Chordata; Actinopteri; Siluriformes; Bagridae.
ACGGUCCGUGACGGUUUUCCCACUUCAGCAACCUGUUCUGAAAAAAAAGAAGAAGACGUUUCUGGCGUCCGCCCCUUCCUCGCGCACUCACUCAGCGUCGUUUCUCAGUCUGCGCGCGCGCACACACACACACACGCAAACACACGCUCACACACACUCUGUAGCCAACGGAGCGGUAACGCAGUCGCUCCUUCAGACUCGCAGAGAAUCUUAAUAUCCAGCGAGUCGUAACGGCGCGCGCGCGUCGCGUAAAUAACACCGAAGACAAGCGCGAGACCAAAAAAAAUCUGUCUUUGGCUAUAGUAUUAUCACCACUGCGGGGAUUUUUGUGAGAAAAAAAAGAAGAAAAGCGAACUCAUCUCGGAGUCGCUGUGAUGUGGAUGUGACAUGCUGGGUGUGUGUUUUUUUUUGAAGACAAUAAUUAGAAUAACAGAAAAAUAAACUUUGCGGAAAGAAAUGUCUCGGAAUCCGGUGUUGCUUUGUUUUUUUCUCUCUCGAGCGCGUGCCUAGGAGAGCCUUGACAUUAACGCGCGUUGGACUCUGCACGAGCCAGGAUAUUUGAGUUACUCUUCACUGCUUGCUUUGGUGUUGAAAGUGGAUUUAAUUUUAUUAUUUUCUUCGCGUCGCCUUAUUUGAAUCGAGUUAUACAUUGACUAAACUGGAAGCGUCGCGCGGAGCUCCCACACCGGAAAAGGUGAUGAGGCAUCGCCGCUGAACAUGGAGCUUUUCUGGAUUUUAUUAUUCUCCGUCCUGCAGCGCUACACACGAGCACAGGGGGUUUACGCUCCUGCCAAUGCCCAGAUCGUUCACUCUGGCCAGGCGUGUGUGGUGAAGGAGGAUAACAUCAGCGAGAGGAUCUACACCAUCCGUGAAGGCGACACGCUUGUGCUACAGUGCCUGGUUAAGGGGCAUCCACGGCCACAGGUACGGUGGACCAAAACAGCAGGCAGUGCUUCCGACAAAUUCCAAGACACGCCGAUCUUCAAUGAAACCCUACGGAUCGACAACAUCCAGAGGGUGCAGGGAGGCCGCUACUACUGCAAGGCCGAGAACGGGGUUGGGGUGGCUGCCAUCAAGUCCAUCCGGGUAGAUGUGCAAUAUCUGGAUAAACCCAUGCUCACUGUACACCAGACUAUCAGUGAUGUAAGAGGUAACUACUACCAGGAGAAGACAGUGUUCCUGCGCUGUACCGUCAACUCCAACCCUCCGGCUCGCUUCAUCUGGAAACGAGGCAACGUUCCCAUCGAGCAGAGCAAAGACAACGGCGUGGACAUCUACGAACCGUUAUACACACAGGGUGAGACUAAGGUGCUAAAGCUGAAGAAUCUUCGGCCUCAGGACUUUGCGAACUACACGUGUCAGGUGUCCGUCCGCAACGUUUGUGACAUCCCGGAUACAUCGGUCACCUUCCGAUUGACCAAUGCCACCACUCCUCCAGCCUUGAAGCUCUCAGUCAACGAGACCUACGUGGUGGACCCAGGCCAGGAUGUCACCAUGUCGUGUGAGGUCACAGCAGGUUUCCCAACACCUACAGUGACCUGGGCGCGAUUCCCUGCCCCCUUGCCACGUCGUGCCAUCCUCCGCGGUGGUUCUUUAACGCUGCGCUCCGUCAUUCCAGCUGACUCGGGGUUCUACAACUGCACUGCUGUCAACAAUGUGGGCAACCCAGCCAGGAGAAACGUCAACCUUGUUGUUAGAACAAUGAAAAACCUGACGUUCCAGAUCACGCCUGAUUCGAACAAGGACAGUGAGAGCAUCCAGAUGGGUCGUGACCUCAAGCUGUCGUGCCACGUGGAUGCUCAGCCUCAGGAUAAGGUCAACUACACCUGGUACAAGAACGCUGCCCCUGUGAACCCGUCAGACAGCCUCAUUGUGCUGCGCAGUGACCCGGACAUGCCCCCUGGCACCAGCAGCCUGGAGAUCGUGGACAUGAAGUUCCGAGAUCAAGCCACCUACAGCUGCGUAGCCAACUUCCCCGGCAGUAAUGUUCCCGAACUCCGAGUGGACAUCAAUAUCACACAAAGCAGCGUAAUUCCUCCAGUCCUGUCCAUACCUGUCGGAGGAAGUGUGGUCAACGCGAGCGAAGGUGGGAACACAGAGCUGGUGUGCCUGGUUGAGGGGAAACCCCGCCCCCCAGUGCUCUGGUCCCGGGCCAACAAAGAUGUGCCCAUGCCGUCGGGCGAGUGGGUGACGGAAACGCGUGACGGACGCCUGCGCCUCACCAACGUCACACGAGACAUGGCAGGUGCUUAUAGAUGCCAAACGGCUCCAUACAACGGCCUCAACAUCAAACGCAGGCUGGCGCAGGUGCAGCUCAAUGUGGAGUACCCUCCUGUGGUGGACCCAGUCUACCAGGAUGUCCGUUCUCCGAACUACAAGCCUGUCAUUUUGCGCUGCAUAGUUCUCAAGUCGAAUCCCAACCGCAUAGCCAGUGCACGUUGGUAUCGGAACACGAUUCCGAUCCGCACUCCACCCGUGGAUCCUCAGGACGUCCCUCAGCUCCGGUUCAUACUCGAUCCCACCAACAACGGCACGUACGAGUGUAAAGUCAGCAACGGGGUUGGCACCUCUUCUUGCAGCUUCCUCGUCUCAGCUCGUCCGUACAUCGCCGAAUUUUACUUUGACACGCCGAACCCCAUCCGCAUCCUGAAGGGCAGCAACUACUCCUAUAACCUGCAGUGGACGCAGAGAGAACCGAACACCACGGACAAAGUCAUCGGCUAUUGGAUCAGUGUGCAGCAGAUGGGUCAAAAGGUGAUGUCCAAGCAGAUCAACACCAGAGAGCCAGUGAAAGGUGUGUUGAUGUCAUACACCAUAACAGACUUGCGAAUCCCUCUAUCCUACGAGGUUUGCCUCACUCCCAUCACUGCCUUCGGUACUGGGGAUACCGUCACCCGGACCAUCCAGUAUUCUGAGCCCUACACUUAUCCAAGACCUUCAGAUCACGUGUGCGGGUUUGAGGACGCAAGGAUCUGUGGAUUCUCACAGGAUCGCAGCGACAUAUUUGAUUGGACCAGACAAAAUCAUUUGAGUCAAAAUCCCAAGCGUUCGGUCAACACAGGGCCCGAUACCGACCGAAGUGGGACCAAAGAAGGUUAUUAUAUGUACAUCGAGACAUCGCGGCCUCGUCAGAAGGGUGAUAAAGCUCGUCUCCUGUCUCCACUUUACAACGUCACAGCGGCUCGAGGUCCGUCCGGAUCCAGCAGAGUGCCGUACUGCGUCUCCUUCUUUUACCAUAUGAACGGAAAACACAUCGGAACUCUGAAUGUCCUCUUACGAGUGAAAGGCAUCGCCACAGUGGAUUCUUUAGCAUGGACACUAUCAGGCCACCAAGGCCCCAACUGGAGGAAGGCUAACGUUGUGGUGUAUCCCAGUGGGCCAUUCCAGGUAGUGUUCGAGGGUAUCCGUGGCGAUGGGUUUGAGGGCGACAUCGCCAUCGACGACGUGUCCGUUACGAAAGGGAAGUGCAAGCAGGAGAAGCUCCCUGAAACAGACGUUCUUCCAGGAACAGCCCGAAGCCUUCAGCCUGUUACGCUGACCGAGCUGCUCGUUAUCUCCACGUGCCUCUACGUCCUGCUCUUCUCCAGAUGAUGGACGAUACACCUGUUCAACCCUCGCACCCGCCGCCUCCUCCCUCCCCCUGUGGCAUCAACCAACACUGCCCAGAUAUGUUUCCUUCCCUUCUCCCUCCUUUCCUGUCUCUUUAUUUUUUCCCUCCAUCAUUCAUACUUUCCUUGCUUUUUCCUUAUCACAUUUUCUCCAUGCUUGGCUUGCUCACCUUUGCCAUAUUUUCUCUCUCUCUCUCUCUCUCUCUCUCUGUCUCUCUCUCUCUCUGUCUCUCUCUCUCUUUUGAGUCUCUGUCUCUGAAUUUAACACCAUGUUGUCAAUAGCCUGCCGUCAUACCUCAAACCUUUCACUACGAAUCCACGUUCUUAAUGUUCAUCCCAUCAGUAUCUAUGCUUAUUAUUUCCACACCCCUCCUUUCCCUCUCCCUUACCCCUGCACUUUCUCUGUGUUGCUGACACACGGAAGUGUCAAUUAUGCUACCAAAGAUGAUGGCGGUUCUUCAGACGAAGAGAAAGAUGGGGCAAACCUGGGGCUGCCCCCCUGAAACCUGAAACUCACCCCUUAGACUGAAAGGUGAAUUCUGGCGACGAACGUAGGGUGAAGAGCGUGAAGAUGAAGACGGACAAAUGAAACGAGGCUCCAUCUCUUGCGGUCUCUUUUGGAUGAAUAGAAGAGAACCUGUACAGUUACAUGUAUAUGAUAUAUAACUAUAACUACAAACACAUGGACCACGACUACCACGUAUGUCUGAGACUAAUCCCGACUCAGACUUUGAGAAAGUUAAACUAAAGAAGCACAACUUUAUAUGUUUUUUUUAUCACUUUGGUUUUCCCCAUGUGGUAUUUUGUCCAUCUACAAAUUUGCUCUAUGCCUUGUCCUUUAUUAGAAAUGAUGUUUUCUGCCUUGCUGCUGAACAGAAUGGUGGCACCAAAGGGUCAGAACCGCCUACCCUCGUCCCACCACCGUCCUCCACCCAGACAACGGCAACCCGUAUUAUCUGUACGUUAAACAACGCACUUCGAACUUUGGAACGCCGAACACAGGACAGACUAAUGGACAUCAGAAUUGACUUAAUUCCCAACUACAGGAGCAGAGAUCCAGAAGGAUUCCAAACACAGACUUUCCAGAAGGUCUGCAUGCUCCACGGUGAUCCCAUAGUGGAAAGAGGAUUUGUAUUGCUAAGGUACACUCAAGCGUUUCAGAAAAACGCUUCGCACUUUUUGAAAGCGUGGAACGUGUCGCAAGAGGAACCCGGACUAGAGCGAGCGGCUAAUUUUGGCACAAAGCAAACCCAUCUUUCGACGAAUACUCAUUGAUAAAUAACGAACGCCGACAUUUCAUAUUAAGCAAUACAGCAUAAUAAUGAUUCUGCAAAGCUGAGCACACGUUUAGUGACAUGGGUCAUCAUCAUCAGUUUAUGCUUCGAGCAAAAUGUAUCAUAGGCUUAUUUCGACCAACUCGUACAUUUCAAAGAGUCAACUUUUACUGUGAACCGUUUCUUCUGAUUUGUUGAGUCUAAGGUCCCAGGGAGUGCAUCAGGGUUCUCUGUUAGGUCCCUUUGUGAAUGGCAUUUACUCACAAUUUAUUCAUCAAGUGACCAUGAAUGCUAAUUUUAUGUACUUAUAAUAAGGAGCACAACACACACACACACACACACAUAAUGGAGAAACCGUGUGUGCCUCUGUAAGAGUAUACACAUUAUGGGCGAACUGUUCAUCGUAACUUUAAAUGCUAUGAAACAAUCAUCUAGAAAUUUCUUUUCAUUCAACCCACUGUUAUUCAUGUUCACAUGCUCUACCAUUCAAGUUCAAUAUGCAAUGUCUAAUCACUAAGCUUUUAGUGUGAGAUUAGAUUUCUCAAGUCAUGUGAUUUUUUUCCCCUCAGUCUUCAACCCUGCUUGUAAAAUUUUGCUUACACUCAUAUUUAAUCAACGCAUAUUUAUCUUAGGACAAUAUACUGCUUGGAUCUGCUACAUUUUGGUAAAGGUGUUGACUUGCAUCUCAGGUCAUUUAUUAUUUUUAAAUUAAAGUACGUAGCAAAAGCAGAAAGUUUAGAUUUCAUCGUUUUAUGGCUUGUAUGAUUCCAUUCAUGCUAACUCAUGCACUUGGCUUGAUUAGCCAUUUAUCAGAAAUGAAAUGCUUCCAGAGCAGAAUCACUGAAAGGGGAAAUGAGAGAAAGGGAACAUUACUCUCUAAAAACAAGCUGGGCUAAAAAAAAAAAGCCCCGUCCUGGAUCCAGUAUGGACACACCCAGCAUGGGCUGCUUUAACCCAGUGAGGUUGGGUUAGUGUGUUGAUUAGCAUACUGGUUUGAUUUGGGGUUUUUUUUGGUGGUAAAAUUAACUACAUUACAAAGCUAGCCAAUAAUGUGAGAUGAUGUUAUAAAGAAAAUGUAGCUGGAAGUAACAUUAACCAUUACGUAGCAGCCCAAAUUGAACUGUUAAUAUAAUUACAUCAGAAUUUAAGAAUCGAUACGAAGCCAGUCCAAUUUCUUCUCUAAUUUUCACCUUAAAUCAAGCUAGCUAGUGUAAUUGUUGUCAGAAUUAGCUAUCAAUCCACAGCUAUCAAUAAAAACUAUGAAUAAAAAGAGUGGGGAAAAAGGUUAUUGUCUCAUAGGUUAAUACAAGAAAGUCGUGUACAAAAGCUUACAUUAAAACAGGAACAGCAGAAACUUGUUGUAUACCUCAGGUUUUUUUCUCUGAUGCACUGGUGUAAAAUUAACCUUGAAGCACCAUAACAUGGCUGUUCCCUUUCAGGUCCGAACCCCUAACCCCUGACUCCAGCCUGCUCUGGAUCAUUAUCAUCCCAAAUUUUGGGUCAAUUUGACAUUUUAUCGCUUUUUAAUUGACUAUAAUUUUCUCAACUUUGCCUAUCGAUGCUCAUUUUACAUGCAUUCCAACUACUUAGAAAAAAAAAAGCUUCGAGUCUAUACCAAGCAUCAUCUAGACAUUUCAUGUACCUCAGUAGAUGUUAGGCUAGCACCGAGAGUUCAGAUAGAAUGCACAUAGAAUGUGGAUUUAGGUGAAGGGAUACAUUAACGAAUCCUUUGUUUAUUCCUUAGAUCUUAUGAACGUUAUCAAGGUUCAGUUUGUAUUCGUUAAUUAAUUAAUAUCAAUGUCAUCAUGAUGAUACAAGGGACUGUGUGCACGUGCAGUGUAUACGUCACAUCCCAGUGUGUUAAAAUAACCGGGAUGGGAAUUAUCAUUAGGCACAAUCGUAAAAGCUGAGAGGAUAAGCAGCUUGGAGAGAGUGUAUCUUGUCCUUGGUUCGUUGCUAAUGGCACUUCUCUCUCUCUCUCUAUCUCUCUCUAUCUCUCUUUCGCUCUCACUCUCUCUCUUAUUUUUUUCCCUCCUUUUCUGUUUUGCACUGCAUUUCUUCCCCUCCGUUUGAAAUGUAUCUCUUUGUUAUGGGAGGUCAAUUUCAUCACUUUGAGGUAAAUGAGUCAAUGAGGCUCUCAGAUAAAUGCACUCUCAUUUGCCCUAAUGGCCAUUAGAUGAACUAUGGAGAAUGAGUUUGCAAAUAGACGAAAAUGUACAACCUGAAAAUGAGUCUAAACACAAAGAGAUCGAAAAAUCAGCACUGACAAACUUCCUUUUGAAUGACUCGCUGGAUUUCGGUCUCGCACUUCCAAGCUGGAAUCGGUUUCUUAUUACUAACGCACCUACUAUCAUCCCUGCUAACUGUAACGUUGUAUGAUUUCGGUUAUUUUUACACACAUGCAGCGUUGCAGAAGGCAGCCUGCGUCUUGGCAUUGCGACUGUUGUGAUCAUCGAUCGUGUCACGUGUCGAUCCUGUGCAGAUUCCAUCCCUGUAUGCUAUUUCAUGAACAUACUUUCAGCAUCCGUUGGUGCUUGUUUGAAAUGAUGACAAACAUGGUAUGUUUGAUGCACUCACCAUCCACUAUAUUAGGAACACAUGCUGGUUAAUCCAUGCAGUAAAUCAUGCAGAUGCUUCAGUUAAUAUUCAUAUCAAAUGUCAUGUGGUCUUUAGUUCAGUUUGGGUUUCAGCUGUUGUCUCUGAUUCCUUGUUCUUUGAUGACAGGAAUGUAACCUGGUUUAGUCUUCAGCUGCAGUUUUUGAGAUGCUUUUCUGCUCAUCACGGAUGUAAAGAGUGAUUAUUCGAGUUAGAUUUCCAGAACUCUCACUGACUGGAUGUUUGUGUUCUGGAUGAUUUUGUGCAAACUUUAAAGAUUGUUGAGUGUAAUGUGAAAAUCCUAGGUGUUGAGCCACAGUUUCUUUGGUAUGACCAUCAACCCGUUCUAAAGCGAAUGACCUGACUAUGGAUAAUUGCCUGAUUAUGCAAAUGGUCUUACUAAAGUGGAUGGUGAGCGCAAACAGUGCGUACUGAAACCACUUCAUUAGUAUGCAAUAUUGGUUUAAUUUCCUUACAUUCAUCAUGUUUUGCUGUAGAGUCCUGAAAGAAAAAUAAGCCACAGUGUGUCAUUUACAUUACACCAUGAAGCAAAUGAAAUAUUAUUACGAAUAGCUAAAACAUGCAAAGGCCAUGUCAUGUCAUUCAAUUCAUUGUUGGACUUUCAGUGCUAAAAAACACUUUCUGAUCCUUACCAUUGUGUCAUCAAAAAAAAAAAAAAAAAAAAUGGUGGAAUCCUGUGGUGAAACUUCACGGUUCCUCACCCACAUGAAGAUGAAGCAAUCACACCAUGGUUGUACCAUAUGUCCUUAUAUCGAAUUGGUCAGAGUGUUUGUAAGAGCCUGAGUGAGAAUGUUAUUUUCCUUUUCUUUUCUUUUUUUGUUAUUGUCUUCUUUUUUUCCAGAUGUACCGGUGCACAAGUGCAAGGAAAGCUUGUAGUGCUGGCCGUUGUAUAUUCUCUGUCAUGUAAUGAACUAUUUUAGAGGCAAAUAUAUUUGAAAUAUGAACCCAAAUAAUAUAAAUAAAUAAUCAUAAAAGA